Bubalus bubalis (water buffalo) is the source of this 3858-nucleotide messenger RNA. Its product is annotated as coiled-coil domain-containing protein 77-like. Bases 2135 to 3145 code for a protein of 336 amino acids. Gene Ontology annotation, cellular component: centrosome. Lineage: Eukaryota; Metazoa; Chordata; Mammalia; Artiodactyla; Bovidae. The transcript has a single exon. The record is from RefSeq and is a predicted model, not a curated record.
UGGGCAGGGCCCCAGGGUGGGUGGGGAGCCCCCAGCCCAGCACAUUGGGCAUGUUUAGGGGUGACUCUGCUCUUGCACAUGUGGGAGGGCUGUGUGGCUGGGGUGAACCUCUGGUACCAACAGUCGUCGGACACCUGAACAAGGGAACGAUACCGAAGGAACGCGGUUAGUAUGAUGAAAACAAGAAAUUGGAGCAGGAAUACUCAAUAGCCUUAGGCAGAGAGCCUUAGCCUUACACUGUGCCCUCAAAAAGGCCAACUAGAGUGUGUGGAAAAUUAAAUCUGGUCAUCAAAGAAACUUGAUAAAUGGGCUGGAAGGGUUAGUGGACGCAACUGAAGAGCAAGUAGAUGCAUUGGGUGAUUAAGCCGAGGACUCGCAGCAUGAAAGGACGAGGGACGAAGGUGUAGCUGCAGAGGACAGAGUUCAUUUUUUUGGUCCAAAAGGAGACAAAGCUGCAGGAGGGAACUUCCCAAAGCUGAGAAUGUCCUGGAACUCAAGAUUGAAAGAGGCAACAAGGGCCAGGCAGGAUGAAUCUACCACUGGACAGGGGUUGAUGUUUUAUUAGAGCCUAAAUAUUAACAAACAGAAACGAGACAACUUGCAAGAGAAUGUAACAAAUACUAGAAACAAGAAAAAAAGGUAGUAAUUAUCUCCAAAUCCUGAGGGAAAAUAAUUGCACACUCAGAGUUCUAUACCCAGCUGAAUGUAAGACUAAAAACACUUCCUGAUGACAUGGGAGGUCUCAGAUCAUAUGGCAUCAAAAACAAUUCCUUUUUGAAAAUACUACUAAUUGAUGUUCUCUGGCAAGAAGAAAAACUAAUCCAGGAAAUGGAAUAUGAGAAACAAUGAUGAGUCAAGAAUGAUAAAAAUUUGCUAAGUCUAAGAACGUGUUGGCUGCUUAAGGAUUAGUAACAAUUUGGGACUAAAAUUAUAGAUGUUAUGAAAAAGAGGUAGUUUAUGGGACAGAGGAAAGCAUGCCAAAGCUCUUGUCGAGGUGCAGAUUCAAAAUGAGUACAGUACUGGUACCGUAAGGUUAAGUAUGUGAGUGAAAGUGUUAAGGGAAAUCUCCAUAAAAUAGAGUAUAUAACUUAUAAACUAUUGGAAACACUGAAAUGGGAAAAAUGAAAUAAAUCCAGCAAUACUAGGAAUGCGUGAAAAACAAAGCACAGGAAAUAGAAAACAAAAGUGACACCAGGAAUAGAUCAAAUAUUUCAGCAAUUGCGAUAAAUGUGUAUGUGUGUUGAGUAUGCUCAGUUGUGUCUGACUCUUUGCGAACCCAGGGACUGGAGCCUUUAAGGCUCCUCUGUCCAUAGAAUUUUCCAGGCAAGAAUACUGGAGGGGGUUGCCAUUUGCUUCUCCGGGGGAUCUUCCCGACUCAGGGUUCGAACCCAUGUUUCAUUAUUGUCUCCUGCAUGCAGGUGGGUUCUUUACCAAUGAGUUAAAUAUGCCUAUUCAGGAAAAGAACUCCAGAGAUAAAAAACAAAAUCCUGUCUUCAAGAAACACAUAUAAAUGACAACAACCCAGAACAGUUUCAUAGCAGAAGGGAAAAUACAUUCUUAAAAAAGUCCUAACCAAAGGAAAUAGAUGAGUGUACAUCAGAAUCAGACAAAACAGAAACCAAAGGAAGAAUACUUUAAAAGGGACAAAGUUUGACUCAUUCAUUCAAGGCUGCAAGAAGCAAUCUGUCAGCAAAAUAAAGGUUAUGGAAUGUUGUUCCCCUAACAGCAUAGUUUCGAUAUGUUUAAAAUAAACACUCACAGAACUAUAAAGAGAAAUGGUCGGUUUCAGUUAGGGAUAGGUUUUAGUACUUUUCAAACUGACAGGUCAGAGAGGCACGACUAGGGAUAUACGUACACAAGCAGUCCAAAGAGACAUUGCAUUGUUUUCAAAUGUACGUGGAUGGGGCGUCUGCAGCUCCAGGCAGGCUAGUUCGUCUUGGAUGGAGUGACUCAAGGAAGAGAUGGAGGAGGUGGCACUUGAGUUUAUCGUGUGCAGAUUGGAUUUCAUUGAGUGAGAUUAUGAGUGGAGGGAACUGUAUACCAGCUGAAGGGAAGCUCCUGAACAAAGACAUGGACGCCAGAGUACAUUAGGGGAGUGGAGGAAAACAAGGCAGGAGAGGUGUGAAAGGACAGCAUGAACUUUACCCCGACACAGUCCCCUGUCUGCAGAAAGCCUGCAGCUGUCCACAAGCAUGAGGCUGCCGGCAGCUUCAGCAGCCCCACCAGGUGGAAGGGUGUGUCCUUCUCCGAUUCUGUACAGUCGACUCCCCUGCCUUCGGUGGAGGAUCGCUUGGCUGUCCUCUGCCCGUCUCAGGAGCUUCUGGAGUAUUAUCAGAAGAAGAUGUCUGAGUGUGAGGCAGAGAACGAGGACUUGCUGAAGAAGAUGGAGCUGUACAGGGAAGCGUGCGAGGGGCAGCAUAAACUGGAAUGGGAUUUGCAGCAGAGGGAGGAAGAGAUUGCUGAGUUGCAGAAAGCUCUGAGUGACAUGCAGGUCUGCCUCUUCCAGGAGCGAGAGCACGUCCUACGCCUCUACUCAGAAAAUGACCGCCUAAGAAUCAGGGAGCUAGAAGAUAAGAAGAAGAUUCAGAAUCUCUUGGCUCUUGUGGGAACAGACACUGGAGAAGUGACCUAUUUUUAUAAGGAGCCUCCCAACAAAGUCAGCAUUCUCCAGAAGACUGUCCAGCCUGUAGAAGUACGUGAAAAGAAUGAGUCUUCGGCUCUCAGAGCAGACUCGAAAGGCAGCAGGCGGAAAUCAGCAGGGAGAGAAAAGGAGGUGAGCACUGGGCUGCAUCAGAGAGACGUCCAGACCCUUGCCCUCCAGGUGGAGGCGCUGCAGGCGCAGCUGGAGGAGCAGACCCGGCUCUCACGGGAGCAGGUGGCAGGGCUCAUGGAGGAGAGGCAGAUCUGCUUCGAGGAAGUGCAGGUUCAUCAGCAGAGAAGCCGGGACAGAAUCACAGAGCUCACCAGAAGUCUCCACCACACCCAGGAGCUGCUCUAUGAGAGCACCAAAGACUUUCUGCAACUCAGAUUUGAAAACCAAAAUAAGGAGAAGUCCUGGAUGCUUGUAAAGGAUCACUUGAUGUCAAAGAUUAAGGAAUACAGGAUGCAGUGUAAGAAGAAAGAAGAGAAAAUGGGAAAAAUGUAGCUAGUUCAUGAGAGUCAUCACAACCAAAAUGAAUAUAUUAAGUCCCUAAAGGAUAAGCUCAUACAAGAGAGAAGGCUGUCCAGCAUGUACCAAGAGCAGUGCAUUUCCCUGGAAGAAGAGCUGGCCCGGAUUCGUGAGGAGGAAGGAGCAAGGAGAGAGAUCUUUAAGGACCGCACCAGCAAGAUGGGGAGAUGCCUGCAGGCCAUGACUAAGCGCUACGAGGCCUUGGAGACCCGGCAUGUCUUAGAGGCAGACGGCUUUAAGACAGACAUUAAGAUUCUCCGGCAAAAACUAAAAGACGUGGAGCAGAUACUCUAUAAGGCCACACUCAACGCCCAGGCAAACCAGGAUCUUGCCAUUCUGUGUGAGGUUCGUGAUAGCAAUCGACUGGCACACAAGAUACAGGGAGAACUGAGGAACCUCAAGUCCAAAGUGUUUGGUCUAGAGAAUGAACUUAGGCUCUGCUGAUGUUACAGUUUAGGAAUGGCACAGGUCUGGAGUAGAUCUGCCUCCUGAAAUUCAAGAAAGUCAUCCACUCCCAGAAACCAUAGGCACAGAGUUGUCCAGAUUAGUGGUGUCCGUUGUUAUGAAGACAAGGGGAAGAAUCAACUUUUUUUUUUUUUUUUUUUUGCAUCUUAAGAUUUAUGGGUUUUGCUGUCCUGUUAAUUGAUACUGGGGUUUUUUGAUUAAUUAAAUUUUUUUUUUGGUCUGGA